This is a messenger RNA of Striga asiatica, 546 nucleotides long. Lineage: Eukaryota; Viridiplantae; Streptophyta; Magnoliopsida; Lamiales; Orobanchaceae. The record is from the annotation of a GenBank genome assembly.
AUGUUGUUGUGUUGCUGCACUUGUAAGUACAAUGACCAGGCUGUGAUGCAGAUAUUCGGUCGUGCUGGAAGACCCCAGUUUGAUAAAAGUGGUGAAGGCAUCAUAAUAACCUCUCAUGACAUAUUAGCAUAUUAUUUGCGUCUUUUAACUAGUGAACUUCCAAUUGAGAGUCAGUUUAUAAACUCCUUGAAAGAUAAUCAAAAUGCUGAGGUAGCACUGCGGACUGUGACAAAUGUUAAGGAAGCUUGUGCUUGGCUGGGAUACACAUAUCUUUUCAGAAGGAUGAAAAUGAAUCCACUGGCAUAUGGUAUUGGAUGGGAUGAGGUCAUUGCGGAUCCUUCAUUGAGUCUGAAACAAAGAGCUCUGGUUUCAGAUGCUGCACGUGCUCUGGACAAGGCAAAGAUGAUGCGCUUCGAUGAGAAAAUUGGAAACUUUUAUUGCACUGAGCUUGGUCGUAUUGGUAGCCACUUUUACAUUCAGUACUCCAGUGUUGAAACCUAUAAUGAGCUUUUGAGAUGCCACUAUUUCACGUACCUUUCUGCGUGA